This is a messenger RNA of Stylonychia lemnae, 1284 nucleotides long. The record is from the annotation of a GenBank genome assembly. Lineage: Eukaryota; Ciliophora; Spirotrichea; Sporadotrichida; Oxytrichidae.
AUGAUUCGGAGAAGAGUUUUCCAUCUCUCAAUUUCAAAGUCAACAGAAAUAUACUCUCGUAAAAGUUUGAGAGAAGGAUAAAGUAGUAGUUUCGUGCAAGCUUCUGAACCCUUCUUGAAAUAGAUAAAAUCUCCAAACUCUAAUAAUAACAAUAGCAAGUUCUUAUCAUUUGAAGGCGAAGCUCAUCAAAUGCACUUCAAAAAGGUGGAUACUACAAACAGAAAUAAGAAGCUGCUUCUUAACAUUCAGAAAAUGAGGGAUAGUUACUUUCUUUAAUAUAAUUAAUAAGAUGAAAGCAAAAAUACUCUAGCAUCAUCUAAGGAUAUUAUGACUUAGUCCAGCCAGAUGACCCCUCAAUCGAGAAACGCACCUAUCUAAAAUUUCAACUCUAUGAACUAGCAUAAUGAAUCGGUAUUCUAGAGAAGCCCUUCACCAAGAGUCAAGCUUGAAUCAUAAAACUAGAAUACUUAUUAAAAUUUCCAAAGCAGCAUGAGGAAUUCUAACAUUUUCAACUAAACUUAGUUCUCUAUAUCUUCUCCAUAUAAAUCAAAUGAAACUCAAUAGAAAUUCUAGUAACUUUCUUUCAGAACUCGAAACAUUCAAAACAAUGAUCUCAACAAAUCUACAGAGCUUCAUUAUUAAAGUUUAGCAGAUAGAAAGCUUAAAAUAAUAGAGGAUAAUGUAAAUAAUUUUUCACAGUCUAGGAGGAGAACGGCUUUAAAGCAGUCUCAGCAUAAUUAUCAAAAAAAGAAGUUUCUAAUUGAGCCAACUGGGAUAGAUAUGAAUACAUUAAAAAAGGAUGGGUUCCCUUAGCUUAUAUUUGAAAAUGAGGCUGUUGUAACAAAGUUAUUUAGAAAUAUAGAGAAAGAUUUAGACAUUAAGACUCAUCGGCUCAGUUUUGAAAGCUUUAUGUCAGUCGUUUGCUCUUUUAGGAUAAGCAAUAUUGAAGAGAAGAUAGAGAGAUUUUUCAAAUUGAUAGAUGAGGAUGGCAAUGGGUUCCUAAGUUACGAUGAGAUUUAUAAUCUUUGCAAUAGGAGUUUUGCGAAUAUAUAAGAUAGUCCAAAGAGGAGGCAAUCUAGAAGAUUAAACAAAAAAGAAGAAAAGGAUGAUUUCUUCUUGAAACUUAGUGAGUACUUUACACAGUACAUAUUUAAGAGUGUUAACCUAAAUAUGGACUAGGAGAUUUCAAUUGACGGAAUGAAAAAAAUAGUAAGUUAAAAUAAGGAUGGAGCUGAUCUGCUCGAAAUGUUUUGUGGGGAAGAUAAUGUUAAGCUUUGUAUCUGA